CACCUUACCGUUUUGUGCUUGCAGUGUGGCUCUACUAUCAUAUAUUUAGUCCAUAUAUUAUUAUUAUUAUUAUUAUUAACUAACUAACCACUUCACAUAUACUUCUGAUCCAAUUUCAGUUGUAUAACUUUGAAAUACCCAUACCAUCACCAUCUUCGUGACUAUAGCCCGCUAUCAGGGCUCCUCGAACUAACAAACCCCCACCCUCAAUAACAUUUGCCUUAGCGACAUGCGAGAGCUAUGGCAACAGGACCGCAAGCAUUCUAUUGCCUGUGGCAGAAGGAGGCUAUCCGUGAGAAGCUUUUCCAUUUAUUAUCAAAAGAAGAUAUUUGCAAUGUCCGACUCUCAUCGUCAGCAUGCUGCAAUCUUGUUACCAAACGACUAUUUCUACGAACCCACUUGACCUUCACCUCUGGUACCUUCACUCGACAGAGCAGAAUCGAAGCACUGUCGAGAGUAGGCCAGCAUAUAGAACAUCUGACCUUUUAUUUCCCACACUCAGAGGCUACUUUCUUACCUCCACUGGUUCACCCUGAUACUGGUCGUGAGAUUAGCUUCCUUUACAAGCCUCAUACUUCGAUGGCGUCUGUUCUGGAAAGACCCAAGUUCGCCAACUCUGGACUUGGUGAGAUUCUCACACAGCAAUAUCCGCCACUGUUCCACGCUGCAUCUAAUGUCCCGUCUUUCAUCAAUGCGAUGAAGCACUUACCGAACAUGAGACACCUUACUAUCAAGACGCCUGGCCAGGAUCCUAAGGAGAGAUACCGAAGGGAUAUUGUGGACUAUGCGCUUAUUAGCCUCCGUAUAUCAUUGGAGCGGGCGCCGAUGAGAAAGCUCACAAAGCUUUCGUUAUCCUCUGUCCAUCCCUCAGCCUUUAUCUACUUGAGACAUGUUAUAGGGUUUGGCUGUCUACCAUCAGCUGCUCGGCGGUGGAAGCAGAUUCGGAAGUUAAAUAUCUCGGUAGAAGCAUGGGAUUUCUAUGGACCAUCGCCUGGACUCGAUCAUCUAAAGAUGAUUGACGACUACAUACGCGACUUUUCAGCGAAUCUAGAAAAAUUGACGUUUAAUUGGCUGGGCCGAAAGGGUCCAUGUCCAUUGUCGCUUGCGGCUGAUCCGUUGUUUGCGCCGCCUCGGAGCUCACAGAAACUUUUCAAUGAAGUUACUUCGCCCAUGUCACCUUUACCCCCGGCGCCCUCUAGGAAGCCUAUUGUAUUCCGUAAAUUACGUUUUAUGGCCAUUCGGAACGCCACUAUGAACUCGUCUCAGGUAGCGGAAUUGAUUGCGGCGCAUCGACACAGUGUACGCGAGUUCGAUUUUGAGAACGUUGUUCUAAUUAAUGACGACAGCUGGGAUGAUGCACUGGGUCCUUUAUUGAACAAAUCGUCCCGUGGUAGCCGCUGGAUUCGACAGUCAAUGGCUACCAUUACUGAAGAUGCAGGCGUUCCUUCACCGCAUCUAUCAGACAAUUUUAUAGACGAUCUAUCAGGUGAAUCACCAGCUGUUUUGGCAGCGUCGCAAAAGCUUUUGGAUGUUGAUCUAAAUGGCGGCGAGGAGGAAGAUGAGGAUGAAUCAGCGGAGCAAAAUGAUGAAUUUGAUCUUCCUUCGGACCUAGAGGCUGCCAGGCAAGCUAGUCUUUCGUUUCCAAACAAGCUCAAGAAGCGUAAAGUUACAAAGCGUCGUCGCAGAAGAAAGGAUAAGAAUGAAUCUCGUGAAGAUGAUAAACACGAGCUUCAUUCACGGCAUCAUCACCGGCAACCCUCCAAAGAUUCCAUUGAUCAACCUAGUGAUGAACAUCGUCGCCAUCGCCGCCACCGACAUCAGAAACCCCAAGAAUCUUUUGAAAGGCAGCCAGAAAUUCCUAGUUUUGACCAAAGUCGUCGGCCUUCGGAUGAGUCCUUCGACUAUCGUCGCCAGUUGCCACGCUUAUCUAUCUCGCCACAGAGCUCUCAGCAUCGCUUGUUUGGCGAGGUUGAAAGUAUCUACUCAACAUCGUCGCGCCGUCUCUUUGGUGAAGUAUCGCAGCUCACUAACUCGGGAUCCGAGCCAGAGCUCACACACUCACCUGUUGAUGACUCGGACUCGGUCGUCGAUGAGUAUUUCCGCCCUAGUACACCUACUACCACGCCGAUGGACAUAUCGGCACCUAUUCUUAGCACGGCACCUAGCAUGCCUAUAUUAUUAGAACCUCACGUUUAUGACCCCACUGCGGAGCUAUGCUCCGAAAUCACGGCCGUACAACGCGAUAUUGAAGCGGAAGAAGCGCAGAGGCGCGUAGCCGAGGAUGCCGAAUUUCAGACGAGCGCUUUGAAGAGGGCCAAGGAGCUCGUGCUCAGUCGGCUAGGUCGCGAAUUUUCUUCUAGUAAUAGCAGCUUCGGCAAGAGGGGUGUUGUCGGCCCUAAAAAAGAGAGUUUCCUCAGCAGCUCGAGGUUUCGAGAGGGGUUGUUUGGGAAGAGCACCUCUAGUGUGAGUGGCACCUUGUACAGCAUGCAAGACCACAGGAGCAUGGAUGUGCCAAUCUUGUUUAGUCGGAGUUGAUGAUACCCAAUGGAGCGGGGGGGAAACGGAUGUAUUAUGAUAGAUAUGAUGUGAUGUGCUUAUGACUUAUAAUGAUUACGACCUACUACUAUUCGAUCGUUGAAUGAAUACUAUAUUCCUUUUGUUCACAAUACCGCAUGCUUCAUUCUAUGUGAUAUUGCCUGCAUUAUUUUAGG
Daldinia decipiens is the source of this 2711-nucleotide messenger RNA. RefSeq lists its product as uncharacterized. The record is from RefSeq and is a predicted model, not a curated record. Bases 241 to 2535 code for a protein of 764 amino acids. The transcript has a single exon. NCBI's taxonomy places the organism in Eukaryota, Fungi, Ascomycota, Sordariomycetes, Xylariales, Hypoxylaceae.